AUGUCCAUCGCAAAUGACAGUGCAAUAAGGGAAUUCAUUCUCCUGGGGUUUACCGAUCGCCCCGAGCUCCAACCUCUCCUCUUUGUGCUGUUUCUGGGUGUGUACCUCGCCACCCUCUUGGGCAACCUGGGCAUGAUACUAUUGAUCAGGCUGGACUCUCGCCUUCACACACCCAUGUACUUCUUCCUCACUAAUUUGGCCUUUGUAGACCUGUGCUACGCCUCAAAUGCCACCCCGCAGAUGUUGACUAAUUUCUUAUUAGAGAAGAAGACCAUCACCUUUGCUGGCUGCUUCACACAAUGUUAUGUUUUCAUCGCGCUUCUCCUCACUGAGUUUUACAUGCUGGCAGCAAUGGCCUAUGACCGCUAUGUGGCCAUAUGUAACCCUCUGCGUUAUAGUAUGAAAAUGUCCAGGAGAGUCUUCAUCUGCUUGGCCACCUUUCCUUACGUCUACGGCUUCUCAGAUGGGCUCUUGCAAGCCGUCCUGACCUUCCGCUUGAGCUUCUGUAGAUCCAAUGUCAUCAACCACUUCUACUGUGCUGACCCGCCGCUGAUUAAGCUUUCUUGCUCUGAUACUUACGUCAAAGAGCAUGCCAUGCUCAUAUCAGCUGGCUUCAACCUCUCCAACUCCCUCAGCAUCAUUCUGGUGUCCUAUGCCUUCAUUAUUGCUGCCAUCCUCCGGAUCAGAUCAGCAGAGGGAAGGCACAAGGCGUUUUCCACCUGUGGUUCCCACAUGAUGGCUGUGACCCUAUUUUAUGGGACACUCUUCUGCAUGUACGUAAGACCACCCACGGAUAAGACUGUUGAGGAAUCCAAAAUCAUAGCUAUUUUCUACACUUUUGUAAGUCCGGUGCUUAAUCCAUUAAUAUAUAGUCUGCGGAACAAAGAUGUAAAGCAAGCCUUGAAGAAUGUCCUCAGAAGAAAUGUGGUCACUAAGAUGGGACUGCCUCCAGUUUUCAAUAAAUCAUAA
Molecule: messenger RNA, 969 nt
Organism: Ailuropoda melanoleuca (giant panda)
Lineage: Eukaryota; Metazoa; Chordata; Mammalia; Carnivora; Ursidae
Product: olfactory receptor 5M11
Exons: 1
Coding region: 1-969 (322 amino acids)
Biological process (GO): G protein-coupled receptor signaling pathway
Cellular component (GO): membrane
Molecular function (GO): G protein-coupled receptor activity; olfactory receptor activity
Source: RefSeq, a predicted model, not a curated record